UAAAAUUCAUUGGGGGUUUGGGACUGGUCCCUUGAUGAGGGGAUACGAGCCCUAGGUAGGAUUCGGCCGCUCAUGCCUCCCACCCGAUUGAGACUCCGGAGAACGGAAAACGGAAAGGAAGCAGCCAACACAAAACCCCAGCCAUCGUAUAAGCUUCCCUGAUCGGCCGCUCCAAGCCUCCCACCCGAUUGGGACUCCUCAGGGCGGAAAAAAUAGAGGAAAAACGGGAGGAAAACAAAGGAAAAAUUGACGAAAACGAAGGAUAGACGGAAAAAUUUAAUAGUCAAAUCUCAGUGGAUCAAAGCCCAGACAAACAAUGGAUCUGGAGACAGAGAACCGCCUUGCUGCGUUACUGAUGGAAGAGGCAAGGAGAUUGCGCAUGCAAGCUGACAAAGAUGGUGUUCAAGUUUAUCUCCGCCAGCCGAAUGUAAGGAGUCGUCCAAAUUCACGGUUUCUUACUGCUACAGUUCUAGGAGUGCAACAAGCAAAUCGAGCUGUUGAGGUUGGUGAAAUGUGGCGUGCUCGAGAAAAGGAGCUGGAGUUGGAGACUAAGCUGAAGAGUGGCACAAAAGAUAAAAGCACGAUCAGGGUUGACAGGCAGCACAAGAAUUUGAUAAAAUCAAGUUCAAGGCACGAACAAGCCAGUAGAGAUCCUGCUGUUUCUUCUUCAUCGAGCAAAUGGGGUCAUGAGGAUUGCAACUCUGAUGAUGAUGGUGGUCUAAGGGAUGAUGAAAUUGAAGAGUUUCUUCACUCAAGGGCCAAGCGAGGCAGGGGUGCCAUAGGUUCAAGGAUGGGUGAACCUGGUCCGUAUCUCUCAUCAGCAUCUUUAGAUCGUGAUGGACAGCCCUUGUUGAAUCCUGAUGUGCGGGUGAAAGAAGAAUGGGAGCGACGAGUUCUUGGUCCAGAAAAGCCUUCUUUUCUAAAAUCUCAUGAGCUACUUAAAGAUGAUUCUGAUAUAAAGAUUAAGGCUGAUGAUUCAUGUACCUCAAAGAAACACCAUUCCAAGGAGAAGAGAUUGGAGGACAAGAAGUCAAGGAAAACGAAAAAGGAGAAGAGAUCCAAGCAUCACCAUAAGAGUCGAAGAAGAGAGUGACUCAAAAAAUAUAAAGCAAGGUUCUGUACCCGAGUCUAUUGUAGUGUUGUCUGGAUAUUGUUUAGUUGCUCUUUAACAAGGUUGCACUAUUUGAAAUUGGAUCGUGUUCAAUAGACGUGAUCUGUUGAUUCACUGAGUAACUCCACCCCUUUUUUCUAUGAGGCUCUGUGGUUGAUUAGGUUGUUUAACUUUCUUUUCUUCUUAUUUUUCUUUUGGGCAAAGAAAGUCGCCGCAUUCAUCAUGUUUAAUAUCCAUGUACAACUGUAGUAAGUUAUGUAGCUUUAGAGUUUAAUGUUAGCAUUGAGUUA
Messenger RNA from Elaeis guineensis (African oil palm), 1401 nucleotides. RefSeq lists its product as uncharacterized. NCBI's taxonomy places the organism in Eukaryota, Viridiplantae, Streptophyta, Magnoliopsida, Arecales, Arecaceae. The record is from RefSeq and is a predicted model, not a curated record.